Molecule: messenger RNA, 858 nt
Organism: Rhinichthys klamathensis goyatoka
Lineage: Eukaryota; Metazoa; Chordata; Actinopteri; Cypriniformes; Leuciscidae
Product: ras-related protein Rab-14
Exons: 8
Coding region: 165-812 (215 amino acids)
Biological process (GO): phagosome maturation; Golgi to endosome transport; endocytic recycling
Cellular component (GO): recycling endosome; trans-Golgi network; Golgi apparatus
Molecular function (GO): GTP binding; GTPase activity
Source: RefSeq, a predicted model, not a curated record
UGUAGUUCCCGGUGAGCGAGUGAAGCGCGCGGCCUCUGGCGCCCCCUGGCGGUGAGGCGCGGAACCGCUCCAGUCUUUGUGCCGCCGCCAUCUUGACCAGAAUCCGGAUAAUCAUCAUCUGAACACACUGAUUUACAGCAAACACACACGACUACAGAGCGGCGAUGGCCACUGCACCCUACAACUACUCCUACAUCUUCAAGUACAUCAUCAUCGGCGACAUGGGCGUUGGGAAGUCCUGUUUGCUGCACCAGUUCACAGAAAAGAAAUUCAUGGCCGACUGCCCGCACACCAUCGGCGUGGAGUUCGGCACCAGAAUCAUCGAGGUGAGCGGGCAGAAGAUCAAGCUUCAGAUCUGGGACACGGCGGGCCAGGAGCGCUUCAGAGCCGUCACGCGCAGCUACUACAGAGGAGCCGCGGGAGCGCUAAUGGUCUACGAUAUCACCAGGAGAAGCACAUACAAUCACCUCAGCAGCUGGUUGACUGACGCCAGGAACCUCACCAACCCCAAUACUGUGAUUAUACUCAUAGGAAACAAAGCAGAUCUGGAAGCCCAGCGAGACGUGACGUACGAGGAGGCCAAGCAGUUCGCUGAAGAGAACGGUCUGCUGUUCCUGGAGGCCAGCGCCAAAACAGGUGAGAACGUGGAGGACGCUUUCCUGGAGGCGGCGAAGAAGAUCUACCAGAACAUUCAGGACGGCAGUCUGGAUCUGAACGCAGCAGAAUCAGGUGUUCAACACAAACCAUCUGCGCCGCAGGGAGGCCGGAUCACCAGCGAACCCCAGCCGCAGCGGGAGGGGUGUGGCUGUUAAUGACAUCAUCUUCAUCAUCAUCAUCAUCAUCAUCAUCACACACGAA